ACGGGCUGGAGGUGGGGAGCAGCCAGCUGCGGCCGGCCCCGGGGAGGAGCGGGCAGGGGUGCCGGAGAAGCAGCAGAAGGGCCUGCCCGUGGAGGCCACCAGCCGUGCCCCUGAGGGGCUUUCGUCACCACGCUGCCGCCUGGAGGCCUCACCUCUGGAAGACGGUGAUGGGCGGGCCCGAGCAGCCAGUAGAGGCUCGGCCUCCCCCGCCUGCUCCCCCCGGAGGUGACCCUGCUGCUGCCCCAACGGCGGCUGGGGGCGACCGAGGCGGCGCAUAUGCCCCCAACCAGCCCCGAGCGCAGGCCUGGAACCAGAGCAUCGCUGAGCUGCUCUGCGGCCUGGCGCUGCCGCUCUCCUUUGUCUCGUCCCCGCCCUUCAGGAGGUUCCUGGCCCAGUGGAUCCUUGCUGCCGCCUGCUCUCGCCGGCCUUCUGCUCCCGUAAAGCCCAGCCUCUGCUCCACGAGGCGAUGGGCGAGCAGGUGCGGCAGGAGAUGCGGCGGGCCGAGGGCAGCCGCGUGCACCUCACCGUUUCCGUGGCAGCCCGGGACGGGGACGUGGACUUUGCGGCCGUCACUGCCCACUGGGGGGUGACGCAGCCAGGUGGCCGGUAGGUGGCAUCAGGGAGCGCGAGGAAGCAGGCCGUGCUCUGGGUGCGAGGCCUGCCCCUGGACAGGGCUGCGGGGGACGGGCUGCGGGAGCUGCAGGAGCAGCUCAGCCGGUGGCUCGGCCACGGCUCCCUGCGGCCCGGCUUCCUGGUGUCGGGCGGCUGCCCCGUCCUGGAGCAGGUGGUGAGGACACAGGGCUACACCCACAUCCCUUGCUUCGCCCACUACCUCGACUCCCUGGUGAGAAACUCUCUGUGUGGCCACCACAGCGUCCAGAUCAUCCCGGGCACGCCCAGGGCCAUCUGCAGCCACUUCCAAGGCUCUGCUGAGGCCCGGAAGCACCUCUCGCAGCUGCAGCGGCAGUACGGCCUCCCGGCCCAGCAGCCCUUCUGGGGGCUCUCGGACCACUGGGUGUCUGCCUACCGCUUGCUGGAGUGGCUGGUGGAGCGGCGGCGGCUGCUGCAGGAGUACGAGGAGAAACAGCAGCUGGGGAAGGCGGGGGCAGCCCUGUCGGCCGUGUGCUGGAGCCUGACAGACAGUCUGGUCAAGCUCCUGCAGCCCUUCCGGGUGGUGGUCCAGGAGGCGAGCAGCUCACAGGCCACGUUAAGCCUGGUGCUGCCCCAGCUGUGCUACCUGCACAUCUUCCUGCGGCAGGUUUGGGGGCACUUUGAGGAGCAGAGCGCCGGGGAGAUGGGCGCGGCUGUGUGGCUGGCCGAGGGCCUGGCCCUGCCGCUCUCCACAGACUGCCAGCUCACUGAGCUCUUCCACCGCGAGGAGUCCGUGCUAGCGACCCUGCUGGAGCCCCGCUUCAAGGGCAGCCUUAAGGCCAUCCUCCCCGAGGGGGCCGACAUCGACCACUGGAAGCAAGUUCUCGUGUAAGAGGUGAAGGAGCUCCUGAUGUCCGAGGACUCCUUGCUGCCCGCCCCCCCGCAGGGCCCCGCGGCUGUGCGUGUGGAUGCCACCCAGAGUAGCAGAGCUGUCAGGGGCCCCGGGGCUGAAGGCCAGGGCCCAGAGGAGCCCGUGCAGAGAAGCAGAACCGCUGGGGCCUUGCUGCUGGGCCAGAGGGAGAAGAGCCUGCUGGAGCAGCUGGAGAGCAUGGGGCUGCUGGCCUCCGCGAGGAGCGGCGCCUUCCUCUCCACCGAGAGCCACCUGGCCAGCGUCGUCGUCAGGAAGUACCUCUGGCAGAACGAGACCGUGGGUGCCCAGGAGGACCCCCUGGCCUACUGGGAGAGGCGGCAGGACACCUGGUCGGCCCUGGCGAGGCUGGCCACCAUCUAUCUGUCCUGCCCGUCCACGGGCGCCUUCGCUGCAAGUGUCUGAAUCCCGGGGCAGCCCUGCCGUCGUGGAGCGCGACUCCCCUCUCCCGAUGGAGACGGUGAUGCGUCUCCUCUUCUUGAAGACCAACCUGGAGCGUUUCCCCAGCUACGCUCCCCCGCCCCUCAUCUUCCCCAGUGGAGACCUGGCCGAGGGGGUGCAGACCGGGACCUGCUGGCCCUGGAGCGGGGGUAUUAGAGACAGGCGUCCAGCCCGGGCCCAGGCUGAGUGGACGGGGCAUCCUUUGGGGUGAGCAGCCUGCUGACUGCCCGUGGCACCUGCAUCACUGUGACGGAGCUGCUGGGGCCCCAGCCACCUGGACCCACUUCGUCUCAUGGAGCCUCGAGGUGAGAAGCCAGGAGAGGCCGAUGGGGUGCGCGUCACCCCCCAGCUGCUCAAGGCGCGCUCCGGUGAGUUUGCCUUGGAGUCCAUCCUGCUGCUGAAGCUGCGGGGCCUGGGGCUGGUGGACCUGGGCUGCCUGGGGGCGUGCCUGGGCCUUGAGUGGCUGGACCUGUCGGGCAACGCGCUCACCCAGCUGGGCCCGCUGGCCUCUUUGCGCCAGCUGGCCGUGCUCAACGUGGCCAACAACCGGCUGACGGGGCUGGAGCCCCUGGCCGCCUGCGAGAACCUGCAGAGUCUCAACGCCGCAGGCAACCUGCUGGCCAGCCCCGGGCAGCUGCAGUGUCUGGUGGGGCUGCGGGGCCUCGAGCGCCUGCGGCUCCGCGACCCCUUGGCCCGGCUCAGCAACCCGCUCUGCGCCAGCCCCUCCUACUGGGGCUCCGUCCGGGAGCUGCUGCCGGGCCUGAAGGUCAUCGAUGGUGAGCGCGUGAGCGGGUGCGGCAGUGACUUCUACCAGCUGUGCCGGGACCUGGACAGCUCCUUGCACCCCAGCUCCGGUCCCAGCCCUCGAGCUGUGGAGGCCCAGCCCUGGGUGGAGCCCGGCUACUGGGAGUCCUGGCCCCCGCGCAGCAGCUCCAUCCUGGAGGAGGCCUGCCGCCAGUUCCAGGACACGCUGCAGGAAUGCCACGACCUGGACCUCCAGGCCAGGGACAGCCUGGCCCAGGCCGAGAAGGCGCUCAGCCCCGCAGGCGUCACCUCCUCCUUUGUGUUUUGAAUGCGCCCCGUGGCCCGUGGGGUUGGCAUUUUGUGGCCUCCCCACUUGUCUUCCCGGUUUCAUCACGCUGGUCUCUGGCCCUGCACACUGGGCCCUCCCUCUUGCUCCUCCCUCAAGGAAAAUUCCUCCCCCAUCCAUCAGGGACACGCCUCCCCCUGACCCUCCUCAAGCAGCUGGCACCGGUGUGAGGCUGUCCUGCACCUACGCCGCCCCCAGCCUCCUCAUGUCCACAGCUACUGCCACUCCUGGCUACAUAAGCCUGAGACUUAGUGGAAGAAAACUGGUCCUGAGGCUAAAGGUGAGAGGCAGGCAUGGUGAGCCUCCUGCCCAGCCCGUCCUGGGAGAGGACACUGCAGAGCUCGGAGCGUGACAGCUGCAUUUACCCACCUUCCACAUUCGUCUGUGCAAGUGACCCUCUGCUGUGCCCCCCGGUCCUGGGUCUCCCUGGAGCCUCCACUGCCCAUUCCUACCCACACUUACCCCUGUUAAAUACUCGUGUCUUAAUGUGCAUCACUGCCUGUUGUUGCACGUGAGUGUGCUUGGUUUUCCCUAG
Messenger RNA from Hippopotamus amphibius kiboko, 3585 nucleotides. RefSeq names its product leucine rich repeat containing 61 (gene LRRC61). Gene Ontology annotation, cellular component: cytoplasm. Bases 2253 to 3032 code for a protein of 259 amino acids. Gene Ontology annotation, molecular function: protein binding. The transcript has 2 exons. Lineage: Eukaryota; Metazoa; Chordata; Mammalia; Artiodactyla; Hippopotamidae. Gene Ontology annotation, biological process: outer dynein arm assembly. The record is from RefSeq and is a predicted model, not a curated record.